GACAUUCCCGUUCUUCUUCAGGAUUCCCCAUUAGAUAGAUAGGCGGCUUCUGCUGCUGCCUCCACUCCGUUCCACUUUGCACACCACGUGCAACAAGUGUUCCGGUUUCCACCCAUUUCCAGUCAGCGAGUUUUUUUUGUUGCGAUCGCAGUAGCAGUAGAUGAAUGCAAUAAGAAGGAUGGCAUCAGCAGGACCAUUGAAAUGCAAGAUCGGCCCGUCCGUCCUCAACUCGGAUCUGUCUCAGCUCUACCAGGAGUCCCAGAGGCUGCUGGACAGCGGCGCCGACUAUUUACAUUUGGACGUAAUGGAUGGCCACUUCGUGCCUAACCUCACUUUCGGCCAUCCGAUCGUCAAAUGUUUACGCUCGAAAAUCAAGAACGCCUUCUUCGAAACCCACAUGAUGGUCUCCAAUCCUGAUCAGUGGAUUGAACCCAUGGCUGAUGCUGGUGUGAACCAGUACACCUUCCACAUUGAGCCGUGCACUGAAAUCAUGAAGACCUGCCGCAAGAUCAGGGAGGCUGGCAUGAAGGUUGGCCUAGCUCUGAAACCGGGCACCGGCAUAGAAGCUGUCAGACAAUACGUAGAUCAAGCUGACAUGAUCUUGAUCAUGACUGUGGAGCCAGGAUUCGGUGGACAAAAGUUCAUGGAAGACAUGAUGCCCAAAGUGCAAUGGCUCAGGCACAACUACCCACUCUUGGAUAUCGAGGUUGAUGGAGGUGUUGGCUUGAGCACAAUCAAUGCCUGCGCUGAUGCCGGUGCUAACAUGAUUGUGUCAGGAACUGCCAUAAUCAACGCCCCCUGCUCACGUUCUGUGAUCGCCAGCUUGAGGGAAACGGUGGAAAGCUCCAUCCACAAGUGCAACGUCUAAUUCUCAUCGUUCACAUCCAAAACAAAGCGAAAUGAAUAAGCAAACAUUGUGAUUGUUCUUUCCUACAUUAUAUUUUUUUAUGAUACGAAGAAAAAAUGAAAACCCACACUAAACAAAUAAUAACUGAUCAGCAAGUGGAGGAAAUAGUUAUAUGUAACUGAUGCCGUUUGUUCAAUCUCUCUCUAUCUCAGCGAGUAAUGUUUCUUAGCAGGUAGAAAAAAGACAAAAAGUUCUUUGCAAUAAUGUUGAUAUAUAUAUGAAAAAAGAAAA
Messenger RNA from Nicrophorus vespilloides, 1138 nucleotides. It is a transcript of the gene Rpe, whose product is annotated as ribulose-phosphate 3-epimerase. Bases 161 to 868 code for a protein of 235 amino acids. The transcript is spliced from 3 exons. The record is from RefSeq and is a predicted model, not a curated record. Gene Ontology annotation, cellular component: cytosol. Lineage: Eukaryota; Metazoa; Arthropoda; Insecta; Coleoptera; Silphidae. Gene Ontology annotation, molecular function: metal ion binding; D-ribulose-phosphate 3-epimerase activity. Gene Ontology annotation, biological process: pentose-phosphate shunt, non-oxidative branch; carbohydrate metabolic process; pentose-phosphate shunt.